AUGGCUAAGUCUAAGAACCAUACCACCCACAACCAAUCACGAAAAUGGCACAGAAAUGGCACCAAGAAACCUAGGUCACAGAGAUAUGAGUCUCUGAAAAGGGUUGACCCCAAGUUUCUGAGAAACAUGUGCUUUGCCAAGAAACACAACAAGAAGGGGCUGAAGAAGAUGCAGGCCAACAAAGCCAAAGGCAUCAAGGCCAGAGCAGAGGCCAUUAAAGCCCUGAGCACCAAGGCCUCCAAAGCCAAGCUCCUCAGGCCCAAGAUCCCCAAGGCCAGUGCCUGGUGUGCUGGCCACAAGAUGGCCAGCAAGUGUUCAGGCCCUAGGGUUGGCAUCAAAUUUCCAGGCUCCAGGAUAACGAAGACUGACUCUAAGGUUGCCAGAACCACUGACCCCAAGGCUGCCAAGACAACUGACCCCAAGGCUACUAAGUCCACUGACCUCAAGGCUGCCAAGCCCACUGACCCUAAGGCCACCAAGUAUGCCACCAAGGUCAGUAAGUCUCAUCCCAAGGCUACCAAAUAUGGCCCCAAAGCCACCAAAUCUGAUGUUAAGGCCUCCAAGUCUGAUUCCAAGGCCUCCAAGUCUGGUCCCAAGGUAGCCAAGUCUGAUUCUAAGGCCACAAAGCCCAGUGAUUCCAAGGUUGCUAAGCCUACUGAUCCCAAGGCCACUGAGUCCAAACACAAAGAUGCUGGGACUAAAGCUGCUAGUCUCAAGCCUUCGAAAUAG
Molecule: messenger RNA, 729 nt
Organism: Trichosurus vulpecula (common brushtail)
Lineage: Eukaryota; Metazoa; Chordata; Mammalia; Diprotodontia; Phalangeridae
Product: 60S ribosomal protein L29-like
Exons: 1
Coding region: 1-729 (242 amino acids)
Biological process (GO): cytoplasmic translation
Cellular component (GO): cytosolic large ribosomal subunit; ribosome
Molecular function (GO): structural constituent of ribosome
Source: RefSeq, a predicted model, not a curated record